CGCGUGGGAGUCAUGGCUCCCAGUUCCGGCCCGUUCCCCGAAGAGCCGCUCUUAAAGCUGCUGCCUCUAGAGGCCAGGGACCGGGGCACUCAGCGCUGUCGCCUGGGUCCGGCCGCCUUCCGCGCCUUGGGCGCGCGCUUGGGCUCGGUGGUGAAGAUCUCGUUGCCGGACGGUGGCUCCUGCCUCUGCACCGCCUGGCCACUGUGGAACGGAGCGGACGGCCAUGUGCAACUGGAUGCGCAGUGCUCCACCCGGGGGGCCAUCGCGGGGGCGACGGGGACGCAGGGGAGCCUGCGCCUGAGCUGCCUCCAGGUGGUUCCCUGCCCACCCCUUAAGCGCCUCACCGUGUGGCCUGUGUUGCGGGAGGGCCCGUCCGGGACCCCGAGCUCCGCCGCGGUGCUGGAGGCGGCGCUGCAGCUGCUGAAAAAACGACCCGUUUGCCAGGGCCACGUGGUCGCCGCCCCGCCGGACGCUCCGGGCCCGGUGGCCGCCCUGCACAUCGUCAGCGGCUCGCCUCUCCCAGACCCGGCCGGGCUGGUCACUCCUCGCACCCGCAUCGCCCUCAGCCGGGUGCCUCCUUCGGACCCGGAGCCCCCGCCCGAGGUGCCCUUGGGGGGUCUUUCGGAUGUGGCGAACUCGCUGCGGGAGCUGCUUCUCCUCCCGCUCCGCUAUCCCCGCACCUUGGCCGCGCUGGGGCUCGCAGUACCCCGCGGCGUGCUCCUGUCGGGCCCUCCGGGGGUGGGCAAGACCCAGCUGGUGCGGGCAGUGGCCCGGGAGGCGGGCGCGGAGCUGCUGGCCGUGAGCGCCCCGGAGCUGCAGGGUUCCCGGCCCGGGGAGACCGAAGAGAACGUGCGGCGGGUGUUCCAGCGCGCCCAGGAGCUGGCAAGGCGCAGACCGGCGCUGCUCUUCCUGGAUGAGGUGGACGCGUUGUGUCCCCGGAGGGGCGGUGCGCACCGAACCCCGGAGAGCCGCGUCGUGGCCCAAGUAUUGACGCUGAUGGACGGCAUCGGCGGGGACCGCGAGGUGGUGGUUGUGGGGGCCACCAACCGGCCCGACGCGCUAGACCCGGCGCUGCGCAGACCCGGGAGAUUUGAUCGGGAGGUUGUCAUUGGGACUCCCACACUUAAACAAAGGAAGGAGAUUCUACAAGCAGUUACCUGCAAGAUGCCCCUGUCCAGCGAAGUUGAUUUGAGUGUCAUUGCAGAAAUGACAGUUGGUUUUGUUGGUGCUGACCUCACUGCUCUCUGCCGGGAGGUUGCCAUGCAUGCACUGCAUCGGAGUGAGAAGAAUCAUGACAAUGCAAUGAUUGAUCAAGCAGACUUCCUUGAAGCUUUUAAAAAGAUUCAGCCCUCAUCACUACGAAGUGUCAUUGGAUUAAUAGAUGUCAGUCCUGUUGACUGGGAACAGAUUGGUGGCCUUGAAGAUGUUAAACUGAAGUUAAAACAGAGUGUUGAAUGGCCUCUUAAAUUCCCUCAAGAAUUUAUUAGGAUGGGCCUGACACAACCGAAAGGAAUCCUCCUUUAUGGCCCCCCUGGAUGUGCUAAAACCACCCUGGUGAGGGCCCUGGCCACUAGCUGUCACUGCUCGUUUCUUUCAGUGAGCGGCGCUGAUCUCUUUUCGCCCUUUGUUGGAGAUUCAGAAAGAAUCUUAUCUCAGGUAUUUCAACAAGCCAGAGCAAAUACUCCAGCAAUUGUGUUUUUGGAUGAAAUUGAUUCAAUCUUGGGAUCUCGGUCAGUCAACAAAGCAGAUUGUGGUGUUAAAGAGCGUGUUCUUUCUGUUCUCCUGAAUGAAUUAGAUGGUAUUGGAUUAAAGACUACUGAGAGAAGAGGAAAUAGAUCAGAUCAACUAGAGGCUCACGAAAUUUUUCAUCGAAAUGUCAUGGUUGUUGCAGCAACAAAUAGACCUGAGAUGGUAGAUGACGCUUUAUUACGACCUGGGAGGUUAGAUAAGAUCAUCUAUAUUCCACCUCCAGAUGAAAAGGGCCGGCUUUCAAUCUUAAAAAUCUGUACAAAAAACAUACCUCUGGAACCUGAUGUGUCCUUAGAACACCUGGCGGCAGAAACCUGCUUUUUCUCUGGGGCCGAUCUUGGGAACCUCUGCAAAGAAGCUGCCUUGCUGGCUCUACAAGAAAAUGGACUAGAGGCAACUACUGUGAAACAGGGGCACUUUGAAAAAUCACUAACAAUUGUAAAGCCAUCCUUAAAGCACAAGGAUUUGACUUCAUAUGAAAACUUAUUUCGGAGGCAAGAAUUUUCUACUUUAGAGGAGAUUUAAAAAUUGCUGUACAUAUUUUCUCAAGGACUCAUUGAAAUGUGGAAUUUGUGUAUAUGUAUUUUCUGUAAAUUAAAAGAAACAUUAUUAUA
Messenger RNA from Sorex fumeus (smoky shrew), 2363 nucleotides. RefSeq names its product AFG2 AAA ATPase homolog B (gene AFG2B). Bases 13 to 2274 code for a protein of 753 amino acids. NCBI's taxonomy places the organism in Eukaryota, Metazoa, Chordata, Mammalia, Eulipotyphla, Soricidae. The transcript has 8 exons. Gene Ontology annotation, molecular function: ATP binding; ATP hydrolysis activity. The record is from RefSeq and is a predicted model, not a curated record.